Ictidomys tridecemlineatus (thirteen-lined ground squirrel) is the source of this 1876-nucleotide messenger RNA. RefSeq names its product Yip1 domain family member 4 (gene Yipf4). Lineage: Eukaryota; Metazoa; Chordata; Mammalia; Rodentia; Sciuridae. Gene Ontology annotation, biological process: vesicle fusion with Golgi apparatus; endoplasmic reticulum to Golgi vesicle-mediated transport. The record is from RefSeq and is a predicted model, not a curated record. Gene Ontology annotation, cellular component: trans-Golgi network; membrane.
CUGUCACUGUUAUGGUCCUGUCAGGGCGCCGGCGUCGUGGUGCUUGGGCGGUCGCCACUGAGAGGACUUUGGUGGGGCAGUCUCGGGACAGCCCGGCGGCCCUCUGCGCUCGCCUUGGGUCUGUGUCCCAGCCUGCCCCCCUCAGCUCGCAGGCCGCACCAUAACGCGAGCGUGCGGGUCCGUGUUGCGGCGGCCUUGGGACCUGGGCCCAGCUGCAGCCUCCUCCACCGCAGCGGGCUCGGAGGGGCGGCGAGAUGCAGCCGCCGGGCCCGCCCCCGGCGUAUGCCCCCACUAACGGGGACUUCACUUUUGUCUCCUCAGCUGACGCGGAAGAUCUCAGUGGUUCCAUAGCAUCCCCAGAUGUCAAAUUAAACCUCGGUGGAGAUUUUAUCAAAGAAUCUACAGCUACUACAUUUCUGAGGCAAAGAGGGUAUGGCUGGCUUUUGGAAGUUGAAGAUGAUGAUCCUGAAGAUAACAAGCCACUCUUGGAAGAAUUGGAUAUCGAUCUAAAGGAUAUUUACUACAAAAUUCGAUGUGUUUUGAUGCCAAUGCCAUCACUUGGUUUUAACAGACAAGUGGUGAGAGACAAUCCUGACUUUUGGGGUCCUCUGGCUGUUGUUCUUUUCUUUUCCAUGAUAUCAUUAUAUGGACAGUUUAGGGUGGUCUCAUGGAUUAUAACCAUUUGGAUAUUUGGUUCACUGACAAUUUUCUUGCUGGCCAGAGUUCUUGGUGGAGAAGUUGCAUAUGGCCAAGUUCUUGGAGUUAUAGGAUAUUCAUUACUUCCUCUCAUUGUAAUAGCUCCAGUACUUUUGGUGGUUGGAUCAUUUGAAGUUGUGUCUACUCUUAUAAAACUGUUUGGUGUGUUUUGGGCUGCCUACAGUGCUGCUUCAUUGUUAGUGGGUGAAGAAUUCAAGACCAAAAAGCCUCUCCUGAUUUAUCCAAUCUUUUUAUUAUACAUUUAUUUUUUGUCUUUAUAUACUGGGGUGUGAUCCAAGUUCAUUCAUGAGUAGAAAAAGACAAUGUUACAUUUGUAUGUAGGCUGGGAAUUCUUGCUGACCCUUGGGAAAAAACGUUGCUGGUAAACUUUCAUGUUUGAGAUGAAAAGGAAGGUUUAAGAUCUUUUUACAACUAUUUUUUGUAUGUAAUUAAGCAGUUACAGUUAUCUGGGAUUUUUUGGUCAGAAUUCUAAACUGUUUGAUUCUUCAUAUUCCAGUGAAUAAAAUAUGAAAGCAUUGUGUUUUUAAUAUUGUGUUAAUAUUCACCUAAAAAUUUGUGCCAAAAGCACCUGACUCGGUAAUUGUAUUUCACUUGAAGGAUAAAUUUGACAGCAUCCUGAUAAUCUAAAAGUGCAAUGUUUUUUUUAACGAGUUUUCUCCUGCAUCACAGAUCCUGUAGAUAUAUAUUUAUAUUUAUACAUAUAUAUUUAUGAAAUAAUUCUUAUUAUUCACAAAAUAUAUUUCUUAAUAGCCUAAAAAUUAAAAUAUUAUGCUUAAACUUUUCUUCAAUUGGCCAUUAAUCUUUUUUAUUUAAAAUUUAAAAUUUGUUUUUUAAAUUGUAUGUAAUUUUUAAAAUAAUAGCUGCUGAUGUAGACAUGAUUUGUGAAAGUAUGCUUUUAAAAACCAUUUUGAAUGUCUUAAACAUCUGACUUAAAGUUUCUGUUUAACUUUCUGACCAAAGGAACAAGAGCAUAUGGCAUUCAUUAAAGUUAUUAAUAUAUAGAAAAACAAUGAUAUUUAUAGCAUCAGUAAAUAUUUUUAAGUGAUACUCCUAAAUCAGAGAAGUAUGGGAAAAAGACAUAAAAUCUUGUGGUCCUGAGCAAUGUUAUAUGAAGUAGAAAAAAAUAAAAUGUUUCCCAGCUGUGUGUUUUGUUUUAUAA